This is a messenger RNA of Caenorhabditis angaria, 3008 nucleotides long. NCBI's taxonomy places the organism in Eukaryota, Metazoa, Nematoda, Chromadorea, Rhabditida, Rhabditidae. The record is from the annotation of a GenBank genome assembly.
AUGGCAAAUUCUCAACCGGAAGAUGGACCACCUUCAAAAAGAAAACGCUUGAAUAUGCCAACUAAGCGUGGGGUCGCCAAUAUUGUAACAUCUGUUCAGAACUUGCUGAGAAAUUCUCAAUCAAACCCGAUAGGAGGAAGGUUCCUCAACAGAGGCGUUCUAAACAAGUAUAUUCUGACAUCAAAAAUAAUUUUUAGAAGUUUUUUUUCAGAGAUCUAUUUGGUCCAACGAAAAUCGACACGAAAAUUUUGGAACAGACGAUGGCGGAAAAAAUACAUAGGACAAAGGUUGGUCUGAAAUUAAUUUGAUUCUGAAGCCACAUUUUUUCAGAUAUUAACUAUGAACAAAUGCCAAAACUGCAGUGGACUGGAAGAUAUGAGAAUGAAUGCGGCGGAUCCAGCUAAAUUGAAAGAAAUCAAUGAGCAAAAGCUUAAGCAUUCGGAAGAAAUGCGGUAAGAAUUAAAAUUGUCGAAUAGUUCCUAUGAAAAAAUUUUUUUCCAGACAAACGCGCUCUGUUUUUGGCAUUUUGGAUGAUAGAUGUCGAGAAAAUAAUGGAAUACUCGUUAUACGAAUUGACGGUGCAUCAAACAAAGCUACAAAAAUUCCAAUAUUGGCUUACAAGCCCAAGUCAAUUGUAGAUGCCAACCGAAUUUCUUACACAAUGACAGGUGUACAAGUUCCAACUAAUGGUAAACCCGUUCGAUUUUUUUAUUGAAAUAAUUGUUUUUUCUAGGAUCAACGAAGUUUCAAACAUCUUGUUAUAUGAACUUGUGCGAUCGGUAUAAAAAAGGAUCAUCUUAUUAUUUUUCACUUGUUCUUGAUUUUUUGGUUAAGGUGGGAUACAGAGAUGGUUUAAACCUAAUCCUUGAAUUUCAGCUGGAUAAAAUGCCAACAAAAUUGUUCAUUAUUGCUGACAACGCAAGCCCGAACAAGUCAGACGAAUUGUUAGCUGGUUAUGGAUAUUUGUUGCAAUCAGUUCCGAAUUUGAAAUCGGUGACUUGGUUACUAAUAGUGAGAUUAUUUUCGAAAUUAAAUUCAGGUUACAUUGGUGAACAAUCUCGUCGGUCAUUCUCACAAUGAACUCGACGGAUAUUUCGGCGUGAUGAAUCAACAUUUAUCAACCAAAACCAUAUUUUCGACAACGGGUAUGUAACGAAUAAUAAAACACAAAAAUAGAUGUUUUCAGAUUAUGACAACGAACUGAAGAAAAUUAAAUCAACCAGAGAAGUCAAUAACGUAUAUAAUGUGUAUGACAUGAGUGGGUUGAAAUCGAAUGUUGUCCAUAUUCUUAAUCGUGGAACACACCAUCAGCUGCAUCUUUUCAAAGACGAUAAAAGUAAUUUUUGAACCAAAAAUUAUCCAUUAAAAUUAUGAAAUAUUUUUUCAGACGUAAUAAUGCAAUGCGUUGCAGAAUAUGCAACCACUGAAGCAUUUGAAAAAUUAUGUAAUAAUUCCGACCAAAUUCCUCUAUUCAAAGUAAGUUUGAUUUAUAUUUUUCUAGUAAAAAAAUACUUUUUAGGAUCAAAAUAUUGUCACACAAUUCGUUGCCCCAAUUGUCAUCCCUGAACUUGUCGAAACUGAAAAAUCUUUGAGAAGGCUCUUCAAAUCAGGACAAGGAUUUUUCAAACAUAGUCACCAGCAAUCGAUUUUGAAUCACUUGAAAAAUUAUAAAUCAGAAGGUAACUUUUUAUAGAAAAUGAAAAAAAAAGUCUUAUUUUAAGUAAAUUACUGUAGAUUUAAUUUUCAAGUUUCAUACUGUAGAUUACUGUAGAUUAUUUCUUGAAAUUUAGAAUGAAACUAAAAAAAAAUAAAUUUUCUGAAAACAUUUCAAAAUUUCCCCGAAAAAAAUUGAAAAAUAAAGUCACGUAAAUUUUAUUUUUUGCGUGAUCGAGGCAUCAUGCCUCAAAAUGCUUCGAUUUUUCGAUUUUCAACAAAAUUUUUUCGACAAAAAAAUUCAAAAAAACAAAUUGAAGUUUUCUAAAUUUUAAUUAUUUUAAGUAAAUUACUGUAGAUUCAAUUUCUCAAGUUAUACUGUAGAUUUAAUUUUUCAGAUUCUUACUGUAGAUUAAUUCUUCAAAUUCUUACUGUAGAUUCAAUUUUCCAGUUUCAUACUGUAGAUUACUGUAGAUUAUUUCUUGAAAUUUAGAAUGAAACUAAAAAAAAAUAAAUUUUCUGAAAACAUUUCAAAAUUUCCCCGAAAAAAAAUUGAAAAAUAAAGUCACGUAAAUUUUAUUUUUUGCGUGAUCGAGGCAUCAUGCCUCAAAAUGCUUCGAUUUUUCGAUUUUCAACAAAAUUUUUUCGACAAAAAAAUUCAAAAAAACAAAUUGAAGUUUCCAAAUUUUUAAUUAUUUUAAGUAAAUUACUGUAGAUCCAAUUUCUCAAGUUAUACUGUAGAUUUAAUUUUUCAGAUUCUUACUGUAGAUUAAUUCUUCAAAUUCUUACUGUAGAUUCAAUUUUCCAGUUUCAUACUGUAGAUCCAAUUUCUCAAGUUAUACUGUAGAUUUAAUUUUUCAGAUUCUUACUGUAGAUUAAUUCUUCAAAUUCUUACUGUAGAUUCAAUUUUCCAGUUUCAUACUGUAGAUUACUGUAGAUUAUUUCUUGAAAUUUAGAAUGAAACUAAAAAAAAAUAAAUUUUCUGAAAAAAUUUCAAAAUUUCUCCGAAAAAAUUGAAAAAUAAAGUCACGUAAAUUUUAUUUUUUGCGUGAUCGAGGCAUCAUGCCUCAAAAUGCUUCGAUUUUUCGAUUUUCAACAAAAUUUUUUCGACAAAAAAUUCAAAAAAACAAAUUGAAGUUUCCGAAUUCUAGGUUCACUUUUCCAAUUUGCGAGUCAACAAAUUAACAUUAAAAGUUACAGAUUUCGAAGACACUAUCAAACAAUUGCGCGACAAGCCUGCUUAUCCAUUAUUUGUAACAACUACCACAUCUGAAACCGUUACACAAUAUUUGGAGCGACACGGAUACAUCGCAACAAACUUACCGAAACCGCUCGUUGUGCAGAAAUCGAAAUAA